Molecule: messenger RNA, 2370 nt
Organism: Sclerotinia trifoliorum
Lineage: Eukaryota; Fungi; Ascomycota; Leotiomycetes; Helotiales; Sclerotiniaceae
Source: the annotation of a GenBank genome assembly
AUGCGACUGCCUCUUCUGAAAUUGUCAGUACUCCGUUUUUCACCAACGUUCCUUCCGCACUUUCACUCCACCACACAGUUGAUGCUCGAUCGUUGUCACCUUUUCUUCCUUCCGUCACUCAUCACUCUUCACUACAUGCAAGUCCUUUCUUUCUCAAUUGUCCUAUUUUGAGGAAACCAUUCUCUUCACAAAUUUGGAGAAGUAAUCGACGACUUGCUACCUUUGCUCAUUCCCAUCGACAAUUAAGAGCUGGAGCAUUUAUUUAGAACAAUCUGUAAGUUUUGACGCCUCUCAAUCUUUCUGCAUAACACACUACGCAAAAUCUUCGAUUGUUACUUCUUGACAUGUAAAAGUACUGUACUUUUGGGCGCAUAGCAGAAAACAAUGCUUCUUCCUUCGCUUGAUAUUUGCCAUUUGAGCAAUUAAACAUCUAGGGAAGUAGACGUCCGCGGAGGUUUUCUGUUCGUUUCGUUUGCCAGUCUGCCAUAAUUCACGUACAUUCAACUCUUCUGCAUUCACACAAUUGCUAACUGUUUUGAAUGGAUAGCUGCAGCCAAAAUGUCGAAGAACCACACCAAUAUUCCACUGCAUUGCAGUAUUUGCCCAAAGAAUCCUCAAUUCUCCGAUGUAUCCCAUCUUCUUACCCACACUUCUUCUAAAGCCCAUUUAUCCAAUUAUUUUAAGCUUAAAAUCAGAGCUGCGUCGGAAUUGACUGCAAAGGUUCAACUGGACAAUUUCGAGGAUUGGUAUGACAAUUAUGAUCUAGAACGAUUACUGUCCGAAAGACUUGCCUCAAAAGAUCAAAAGAAAGCUGCCAAGGACAGGAAGGUCAGGAACAGUAAAGCGAUGGUAAUCUACCCUUUAAAUGGGAAGAUAUACGAGUGUGCUGACUAUGAGGAAAUAGCCCGGACCAGCAAAGGUCAAGAAAGAAAACGACAAUAUUCAUGACAAUGAGGCCAAUUUGGCACCCAUGUUUCGAGCUCCUGUUCCAAGAAUGCAUCUUUGGCCAACUACAACAAACACCAAUAUGAAUAACAAUACGUCUACAUCCAACUCUGAGAUUGGAAGCGAGUGGGAUCACAGUGUGUAUGCAACGCCCACUUCUAGACGUCAGAUUCCAGGUUAUACACUUCAGAAGACACCUUCGGCAGUAGGAACGGCAUCAGUUGCUACCAAGUAAGCAGCAUAUGUGUCACAUUCUAGAAAGUUAUUGUGCUAACCAUGCCCCGUAUAGUCUUACCACGCCAUUGAAGGAGGAAGGCGCAGAUGCUGAAAUUCUCGAGAAGCUUUCAGACAGUGCGAAGUUAAAGGGUGUCUUCUGGCCUGGCAUGGAUCUCUUUGAUUCUGCCACAGCUGAAAUGAAGCGAAUGAGGAACCAGAGAAAAGAUGGCUCAAUCCUUGAACUGAUGAUGGCCGCUUCUGCAGAGGUCCAGCCCACUGAAAUAUCCUACCACCCAGAUGGAGCAUUUCGGACUUCAAGAAAUAUUUUUGGUCCUCUUUCGACUGAGACUAGCCCUGUAAGUUCUUCCUGAUCAUGGUCAAUUUCCCUCGUUUUAAGAUAUUGCAUACCAACUUUAGAACGCUUAGAUUCGAGACCCCACCCCAAAGAAACGCAGAACUCGCAAAGCGGCCUUGACAGAUGUCAGUAUCAAUGUCCCCCGUUUAAGAGCUGGUCGACCGCCAAGGGACUCGGUUAGGAGCCCAGAGAAGCGACAAGUAUCUGCCAGAAUGCGUCAGCCUGCUGGCCAACUUGCGUUACAGCCAACGCCAACCCUCAACCCGUUGGCAUUUGGCGCCCGAUUCACUCCGAGUAACGAGGAAGACGAAGAGUUCAGAAUGACCAUGGAAGAGAUGGGAGCUAAGAAGCGUUCUUUUAGCGUUUUUCAGGAUGCUCCUGAGAUUAGUCCAGGUCGUACAGAGAGCCCAUUAGAAGAUCAUAGGUUCGACUUUUCGGAUGGCGUCUCGAAUAGCUUCACUAAUGCGAACAUCGGCAACCAUGUUUCUCCCACACCAGUUGUUAAACCUACUGCAAUGCGUAUGUUCUCCAAAGACAAUAGUCAAUCUGACGCCCAUGUCCGUCGAACCGUCUCGACUCCUCACCAUGGCUUCCCAGCUCAGAUGUUUUUUGAUAGUGCAUCAAUGUAUAACCCGCUUUACAGCCACCACCCUCGAUCUUUCUCAUUUGGGGGCGACCAUUCUGAUCUUUCCCAAAUCAACCAGGAAUCAAAGCCAAUGAAUGGUUUUAGUCAAGGUUUUCAUGGCAACUUCAACUCAGUCAGCCACGGCUCACGUCUACCUAGCAAUCAUUUACAUCUUUCAGGUUCCAUUACUCAUAGUGCGAAUGUCAAUAUGCCACAUUUUGGUAUGUGA